AUGAUACUAAGAGAAAAAUCGACCCGAGUCUUGUUCACCGUGGUCGAAACUAUUGUGAUGAUUUUGAUACAACAUUACUCAACAAUACUCCAAAAGUGUAUAUUUAGGCUUAAUAAGUACAGUCAAAGUGGUGUUAUUGAAAAGUUAUUAUUAUUUCUAAAAACUUUGAACAGAACAUCUCCCAAUAUUUUAUAUGCAUUUUCACAAGUCCAUAAAGCAAUUCGUCAAUCUGCAACCUUUACUGGAAAUGAAAAGAUAUUUAUGAAUAAUCUUAAAGCAGGAACUGUGAUAGGACAAUUGACAAUUUACACAAUGUCCGAACAAUAUGAGAUAUCCUCGUACACUUUUAUUGAUGCCUCAUGGAGCAGUGCAGAUAUUAAAUUUGAUUUUCCAUUAUUAGUAAGUGUUCAUACACCUUACACCGGAAUGUCUACUACCUCCCUUAGACCAAAAUUUAUAAGAUCAAAUAGUAGUGUUACUGUUGUGCCAUAUUCAGCAGGAGCUUCCUCGCUAUAUUUUUUCAGAGUGUUAUCAUCACUUUAUAAUUCUUUAAAUGUACCUACAAGUGCAGGAUCAAGACUACAACUCGAAUACUGA
Messenger RNA from Entrophospora candida, 597 nucleotides. Lineage: Eukaryota; Fungi; Glomeromycota; Glomeromycetes; Entrophosporales; Entrophosporaceae. The record is from the annotation of a GenBank genome assembly.